Messenger RNA from Anolis sagrei ordinatus, 1810 nucleotides. RefSeq names its product sorting nexin 5 (gene SNX5). The record is from RefSeq and is a predicted model, not a curated record. Gene Ontology annotation, biological process: retrograde transport, endosome to Golgi; pinocytosis. NCBI's taxonomy places the organism in Eukaryota, Metazoa, Chordata, Lepidosauria, Squamata, Anolidae. Gene Ontology annotation, molecular function: dynactin binding; phosphatidylinositol binding. Gene Ontology annotation, cellular component: endosome.
CGCAUGCGCGGCCAGCAGAGAGGAGCAGGGCCAUCAUGUCUGUAGCAGCAGCUGAAGAGAAACCGGAAGAGACGCCAAGCCCUGGCAAGGUGAGAUCUGUGUCUGUUGAUCUAAACACUGAUGCUUCACUACAGAUUGAUAUUCCUGAUGCCCUCAGUGAAAAGGACAAAGUGAAAUUCACAGUACAUACUAAGACCACACUACCAGCUUUUCAAGGCACAGAAUUCUCAGUUACAAGACAGCAUGAAGAUUUUGAGUGGCUACAUGAUGUAUUUAUUGAAACAGAAGAGUAUGCAGGACUCAUUAUUCCACCAGCCCCUGAAAAGCCUGAUUUUGAUGGCCCCAGAGAGAAGAUGCAUAAACUUGGAGAAGGAGAAAUGUCUAUGACAAAGGAGGAAUUUUCCAAAAUGAAGCAAGAGCUGGAAGCGGAAUACCUUGCUGUUUUUAAGAAGACUGUAUCUUCACAUGAAUUUUUUCUUCAGCAGAUUUCAGCUCACCCUGUUCUUAGCCAAGAUCACAACUUCCAUGUCUUCCUUGAAUAUGAUCAGGAUCUAAGUGUUCGGAGGAAAAACACAAAGGAAAUGUUUGGCGGCUUUUUCAAAAAUGUGGUAAAGAGCGCUGAUGAAGUUCUGCUCUCUGGUGUUAAGGAAGUGGAUGAUUUCUUUGAACAGGAAAAGACUUUUCUCAUAAAUUACUACAACAGAAUCAAGGAAGCAUGUGCCAAGGCAGAUAAGAUGACAAGAUCUCAUAAAAAUGUUGCAGAAGAUUAUAUACAUACUUCAGCUGCCUUCAGUAGCUUGGCUCAGGAAGAGCCAACUCACCUUAAGAAGUAUUUGCUGAAAAUUGCUGAACUCUUUGAGAAACUCAGGAAAGUCGAGAAUCGUGUUUCUUCUGAUGAAGAUUUGAAACUAUCAGAGUUACUAAGAUACUACAUGCACAAUAUAGAAGCGACAAAGGAUCUGUUACAUAGACGCACACGGGCUCUUUCAGACUAUGAACAUUCAAAUAAAGCAUUGGAUAAAGCUAGGUUGAAAAGCAAAGAUGUAAGAUUGGCGGAAAUCCAACAACAGGAGUGCUGUCAGAGAUUUGAAAAACUUUCUGAAUCUGCAAAACAAGAACUGAACAACUUCAAACAGAAGCGAGUCGCAGCAUUUCGUAGAAAUCUAAUUGAAAUGACUGAGCUCGAGAUCAAACACGCAAAGAAUAGUGUUUCUCUUGUCCAAAGCUGCAUUGAAGUGUUCAAGAACAACUGACUCCAUCUUUGUUUUACUGUGAGGCUGGUGGAAAGUCCCCCAAUAACUGCGGUCACUUAACAGCCAUAUGGGUGUUCUUUUUCUAACUUUGUUUCUUUAAAAUAACUUUUUUGGCUCCAAAGUUAACUAUCCUGGCACUAAUGAUAAUUAAUAUUGAAUGUAAAAAAUGUAUCACAUAUAGAUUUGCUUGAAAUGCAACUAACACUGUGUAAAUUCAUCAAGGGGAGCAAAAAAUAUGCAUAUUGAUAAUGGAAAAAAAAUUGUAUCAGAAACUGGCUUCUGAAAAAAAAAAUGUUUAGCCUGAAAUGGAGAGUAUGUAGUGGAGAGACUCAAGAUUGCAAUCUCUUGUGCUCUUUGCUGUAAAUCAAUCAUGAUUCCUAAAUUCUCAAGCUAUACUUGUAAGUUGCUACAGCAAAUUCUUCUACUAUUUUAUAAGGAAGUUCCUUAACCUUCCAUUUCAUACCCUUCCCUUACAGAGUAUUUUCAAUUCAAUGUUUGUAUGCUUUUGAAUGAUGCAAAAAUAAAGAUGCCUACUCAUUGUGCUAUUCUUGAUUUAA